AUGAACCGCGCCAUAAGCAAUUGGGUCAUAUGCGGCAAGCGUAGCUCCAGACAAGCCUGCGCAGAGAAUCAUUCUGAGGUCUGGUUUCCGCGUCACAUUUCUGAGCUCGACAACUGCACGCAUGUAAUUACCAAGUUCGAGCCCGAACUCGACUGUGACCAUCCGGUAAGUGUUCCUUUAUUUACCUGGCACCGACGGCUAAUUAUACAUGGUCAGACGAUCCCCCGAGUUCAGUAUGCUGAGUCCGAGACGAAAGCUUGGACACACAUCUAUGAGCGUCUGAAGACCCUGAUGCCGAAGUACGCAUGUCAGGAAUACCUCGCAGCGUUCCAACUGCUGGAAAAGGAGGGACUAUACACUGCACAUAAUAUUCCACAACUGGAGGACGUUUCUAACUUCCUUAAAAGACGGACGGGGUUCCAGCUACGUCCGGUAUCUGGCCUGCUGUCCGCACGGGACUUCCUGGCCAGUCUCGCGUUCCGGACGUUUCAGUGCACCCUGUUCGUCCGCCACCCCUCCAAACCGGACCACUUACCGGAACCAGACUGUAUUCACGAGCUUUUGGGUCACGUGCCUAUGCUGGCGGACCCCAUGGUGGCCCAGUUUUCGCAGAAUCUCGGGCUCGCAAGUCUCGGGGCGUCGGACGCCGACAUCGGAAAGUUGGCGACGCUGUACUGGUUCACGGUCGAGUUUGGAAUAUGCAAGCAGAAGGGCAAACUGAAGGCCUAUGGCGCCGGCAUUUUGUCCUCAUACGGGGAGUUGGCGCAUGCGCUUUCAGACAAGCCGGAAAAGCGCCCGUUCGACCCAGACAAGACGGCCGUUCAAGCGUACACGGACGAAGACUUGCAGCCGUUGUAUUUCGUUGCGGAGUCUUUUGAAGACAUGAUGAAAAAAAUGAAGGCAUACGCGUCUCGGAUCCGGCGCCCGUACGAGGUGAGAUACGACCCGUACCAGCUCAGGGUGGUGCUAGACGACAAGCUGGCCAUGAAGAAACUCACAGAGAAUAUAACCCUGGACGUCGAACAGCUGAAACGAGCCAUGGCUGCGAUAGAGACCUAA
Messenger RNA from Dreissena polymorpha, 1059 nucleotides. RefSeq names its product tyrosine 3-monooxygenase-like. The record is from RefSeq and is a predicted model, not a curated record. Gene Ontology annotation, biological process: aromatic amino acid metabolic process. Lineage: Eukaryota; Metazoa; Mollusca; Bivalvia; Myida; Dreissenidae. Gene Ontology annotation, cellular component: perikaryon; cytoplasm; axon. Gene Ontology annotation, molecular function: tyrosine 3-monooxygenase activity; iron ion binding.